This is a messenger RNA of Eruca vesicaria subsp. sativa (arugula), 381 nucleotides long. The record is from the annotation of a GenBank genome assembly. NCBI's taxonomy places the organism in Eukaryota, Viridiplantae, Streptophyta, Magnoliopsida, Brassicales, Brassicaceae.
AUGGCUUCUAACACGUGUUUCUCCCUCUUCGCCACCAUAGCUCUCCUCCUCGUCCUCAACAUCUCCGGUAGGACACUCCCGACCACGGCGAAUCCCACCAACAUAGCGGCAAGGCUUAACGGAGGAGGACUGAUGGAGUGUUGGGAUGCUCUCUACGAGUUGAAAUCAUGCACCAACGAAAUCGUUCUAUUCUUCCUCAACGGCGAGACCAAACUCGGCGACGGUUGCUGUCACGCCGUCGACGUCAUCACCAUAAACUGUUGGCCGUCGAUGCUAACUUCUCUUGGUUUUACAUCUGAAGAAACCAACGUCCUCCGUGGGUUCUGUCAAUCUCCAAACCACGGUGGUGCUUCUCCGGCUCCUUCCCCUGUAAAACUUUGA